This is a messenger RNA of Vanderwaltozyma polyspora DSM 70294, 3999 nucleotides long. RefSeq lists its product as uncharacterized. The coding region runs from base 1 to 3999 and encodes 1332 amino acids. The transcript has a single exon. Gene Ontology annotation, biological process: double-strand break repair via homologous recombination; DNA replication. Gene Ontology annotation, molecular function: four-way junction helicase activity; ATP binding; nucleic acid binding. NCBI's taxonomy places the organism in Eukaryota, Fungi, Ascomycota, Saccharomycetes, Saccharomycetales, Saccharomycetaceae. Gene Ontology annotation, cellular component: cytoplasm; chromosome; nucleus. The record is from RefSeq and is a predicted model, not a curated record.
AUGGUUGUAAAACCAUCCCACAAUCUAAGAAGGGAAUGCAAAUGGUGGAAAGAUUCAAAUUCUUUAAUCUCCGAUAAAGAUUUGGUGUGGCAAAUAAUUAACGAUAAUACAAAAUACAAAUCAAACAAUAAACCAACCAAAGAUACAACUUUCCCAAUCUCAAGUCCAAAUCCAAAUCCAAAUCCAAAUCCAAAUCCAAAUCCAAAUCCAAAUCCAAAUCCAAAUCCAAAUCCAAAUCCAAAUCCAAAUCCAAAUCCAAAUCCAAAUCCAAAUUAUAAUUCAGGUUCUAAUUCAGGUUCUAAUUCAGGUUCUCAGUUUUCAGAUCAAACUACAAAUAAUGAUAGUGCUAUCUCUGCUACAAGGCCUACAAUCCCAGUCCAACCUUCAAGUAAUACCGUCCCAAAGGCUAAAACAGUUAGCAACACACCUAUAAGACAAAAUGAAGACUCUUCUUUAGUGAACAAUUAUCGUAACAAUAGUAGUCUUCCAAAGGGAAAUAAUGGAGUUUCUUCUCAUAUCCAAUUGAUCCAUGCAUUGUUGAAUAAAGUUUCAUUAUUAUCAUCCAUUAAUGAUAUUGCUAAUUCAACUUCUUUAUCAGAAGAUAAUAAAAAAAUUAAAAUUAAUAAAGAAAUCAAUCCAAAAUUAAUAGAAAUUGAUCCACUGAUAAAUAAUUUGUUACAGACUCUAAAAAUAAACCCUAGUUCAAUACCGAGUUACAAAGAACCUAUAAGUGAUACUAACUCAUUCACAGGAAAUUCACCAGCUUUACAUUCGCUUCCAUCACUGUCAGUACCACAGAUCUCAAGGCCUAGUACUCCUUCAAAUUAUGUAUCUCAUGAAGUUAUAGAAGUCACAGAUGAUGAUGAAAAUGUCGUUAAGUUUAGGAACCAAUCUUUACAGACACAAGACGGGUUCACAGAUGAUCCUGAAUCUGAUAAUGACCCAAAUUAUUUGCUGACCCAGGCGCAUCUCAGAGAUGAUGUGGUACAUAAGAGUGAUGAGGAUUUUAUUGAUGAUGAUGAUAUGGAUCCCUCUCAAGAUUCGGAAUAUAAAGAAGAUGAUGAAGACGAAUAUUAUGAGGAGGAAGAGGGAGAGGAAGAGGGAGACACCGAAAAAACCCAUACUAAUAUUCAAGAACAAAGGAAGAAAGCAACUACUAAAAGAAAAUCCAAGACUCACGAAAAUGACAGUGAUAUAGAAGUUAUUCAUUCUUCACCUGCAGUGUCAAAUGUAGAGCACAUUAGCCUUAUUAAUGAAGAUUUAGAUGAUGAAAGCUUGUUCAAAGAUCUAACUGGUUCCAAUAAUCUUGUAACAAGGAAAAAUGUGUCCAAUUCUGAUAUUGAAGCACUCGAAGAUGAUGAAAAUAAUGACGACGAAGAAGAUAGUGGUGCCUUUGAUGGAUUAUCUGAUAGUGAUUUAGAACAAUUUGAUGAAGAAAGGGAAACAUCAAAAAGAUCAGUAAAUAUAAAAGAGGUUGAUGAUGACUUGCAGUUCAUUUCUGAAGGUAAACUUACGAAUCCAAAUCCCAAUUUUAACGCAGUAGUGAAAAUGGAGGCUGCAGAUGAAACUGAUUUUAUAGACACAAUUGACAAUAUCCCAGCUUCGAUGCAUGAAAAGUACAGAUGGACAAACGAAGUAAACCAUAAGUUGAAAUCAAUAUUUAAAUUGCCUGGAUUCAGACCAAACCAGGAGGAUGCUGUAAAUGCCACAUUAGAUGGCAAAGAUGUAUUUGUAUUAAUGCCUACAGGUGGUGGUAAGUCAUUGUGUUAUCAACUGCCUGCUAUGAUUAAGUCUGGUAAAACAAGAGGAACUACCAUUGUUAUAUCUCCAUUAAUCUCAUUGAUGCAUGAUCAGGUAGAGCAUCUGAAGUCUAAAGAUAUUAAAGCAGAUAUGUUUAGUUCCAAAGGUACAACUGAGCAGAGAAGGAACACCUUUAAUUUGUUUAUUUUAGGCUUAUUAGAUAUCAUAUACAUAUCUCCUGAAAUGGUGAGUGCCUCUGAACAGUGUAAAAAGGCCAUAAAGAAGUUAUACGUCGAUAAAAAGCUUGCUCGUAUUGUUGUCGAUGAAGCUCAUUGUGUUUCAAAUUGGGGCCAUGAUUUCAGACCAGAUUAUAAAGAGUUAAAAUUCUUUAAAAGAGAAUAUCCUGAUAUCCCAUUGAUGGCUUUGACCGCAACAGCAAAUGAACGAGUUAUAUUAGAUAUCAAUCAUAAUUUAUCUCUGAAAGAUCCAGUUUUCCUAAAACAGAGUUUUAAUAGAACUAAUCUAUUCUAUGAAAUACGUAUUAAGAAUAAGAACUCUAUUUUUGAAAUGUGUAAUGAUAUAAAAACGAGGUUUAGGAAUCAAACUGGUAUUAUAUAUUGCCAUUCAAAAAAUUCCUGUGAACAAACAGCUUCACUGAUCGAAAGAAGUGGUGUUAAAUGUACUUAUUAUCAUGCAGGAAUGGAACCAGAGGAUAGAAUGAAGGUGCAGCAAGCAUGGCAAGAAGAUAAAAUCCAAGUCAUUUGUGCCACUGUUGCUUUUGGAAUGGGAAUUGAUAAACCAGAUGUAAGAUUUGUUUAUCAUUUUACAGUUCCAAGAACUUUAGAAGGCUAUUACCAAGAAACUGGUCGUGCUGGUAGAGAUGGUAAUUAUUCUUAUUGUAUCACCUAUUUUUCUUUUAAAGACAUAAGGUCAAUUCAAACAAUGAUACAGAAAGACCAAAAUUUAGAUAGAGAGAACAAAGAAAAACAUCUCAAUAAAUUGAAGCAGGUGAUUUCAUAUUGUGAUAAUAUUGCAGAUUGUAGAAGAAAGUUGGUGUUAUCCUAUUUCAAUGAGAAAUUCGACGAAGCUAAGUGCCAAAAGAACUGUGAUAAUUGUAAAAACAGUGAUAAAGUUGUUACCCAAGAAAUAGAUAUCACAGAAGAAGCUAAAAAAAUAGUUAAACUAGUCGAACAAUUACAUCACACAAGAUUAACAUUGAAUUAUUGUCAAGAUAUAUUCAGAGGUUCAAAAAGUUCACGUAUUGUCUCGAAUGGACAUCAAAAUCUGGAAGCUCAUGGUGCUGGUAGUAAUUUUAAUAGGCAAGAUAUAGGAAGAAUUUUUUUACAGCUAGUAGCUCAUGGUAUUAUCGAAGAAUAUGCCAUUGUUAAUAAUAGUGGAUUUGCUUCUAAUUAUUUAAAAGUUGGUCCAAAUGCAACCCGUUUGAUGAGUGGAAAUUUGAACAUUCCAAUGCAAGUUGUGAUUUCUUCUUCUCGUGAAGGUUCAGCAACAAUACCAAAAGGCAAAGCUUCGAUAAAAAACAGCAAGGAUAGUGUCGGGAUAAAAACGAAUCACAUCAAUAAGAUAAUACCUCCACAAGAUCAAAGGAAUUUCUUGCAGUCUUAUAGCUAUGAUAACAAUUUGGUGAAUUCGUUCAAUAAUCACCAACCUGUAACUAUUAAUAAUGGUGGUAAUGGGGCACAGAAUGAGGCAAAAGAACUAAAUUUUGCAUUUGAAAGGAUUAAAGCUGCUGUUGUUGAAAUAAGUAAUAGAUCCAAUCUUCCAUUGUCAACAUAUAUGCCUGUCAAUGCUAUUAAAAAAAUAGCUACUUUUCUACCUGCAACUGAGGACGAAUUUGUAGUAUUAUUAGGAGAUAAUGAACAGAACCGUCGUAAAUACAACGAUCUUAGACAUGUUAUUAUGAAUUUACGUAAACAUAAGAUGAAAUCACUGACUGGGACAGAAGAUAGGAAUACAUCUUUUAAUAGUAGCUUAUCAAGUGAAAGUUUUAGUUCUGUUAAUGACUACGACUACUCUAGUGCAACUGGAACUAAAUCCAAAUAUUUCAAUCCAUCAGAGGCAGAGACAAGAGGAAAUAUUCAAAUACUUGAUCAUUUAAGAAGAAACCAAUAUGUUCCACCAAAUUCACAACCACUAUCAAAUGGUUAUAUGGCGAAUACUUCUAUGACUAGAACAAAAUACCCACAGAAACGAAACUUCAAGACCAACAAUAGAGGAAAUUCAAAGAGAAUGAAACGUUAA